Molecule: messenger RNA, 688 nt
Organism: Sabethes cyaneus
Lineage: Eukaryota; Metazoa; Arthropoda; Insecta; Diptera; Culicidae
Product: protein KRTCAP2 homolog
Exons: 4
Coding region: 110-508 (132 amino acids)
Source: RefSeq, a predicted model, not a curated record
AAAGUUUGGAGGCUUGUUAAAGUAGACUUACUAAAUAAUUUGUGUUGUUUAAUCCACUCAGUCAAUAUUACAUUUGAACUACUAAUUAAAAUCUGUGUUUCUUGAAACUAUGGCCGUCCCUACAUCGGUUUCCCUGGUUCUGGCCUCGGUAACGGCCGUCCUAAUUUUUUCCGCCAUGCAAAUGUAUCGACCGCUGAUUGCAUCUUCUCAACUGGCGACAAUUUUCGGUGGAUAUCUCGGAUCUUGGUUGUUCAUUCUGUCGCUUACCGCGGUGUCCAAUCUAGAGGCGGUGGUUUUGGGUAAAGGCUUCCAGGCCAAACUAUUCCCGGAGGUGGCAUUUUGCCUAAUUGGAUCUCUAAUCGCCUGCGGAAUGGUCCAUCGAGUGUGCGCUACCACUUGCAUUCUGUUCUCUGUCGCAGCAUUAUACUAUAUUAAUAAAAUAUCCCAAAAGGUACACAAUGCUCCCGUUCCCGUAGACACGUAUGCCGGUAAGAAGAAAAAGAAAUAAAGAGAGUUUAAUUUGAACAAAGCUUAGCGAGUAGCGAAGCUAUAAAUAAAACCUAAAAUAUCGUACUCAAUGAAAUAAACUAAUAGGAUAUCCAGGAAUAGAGUAAUUUAAUGCAUAAUAAAAUCUCGUGUUUAGCAUUACAUUAUUAAAUCGUGUAAAUGUAGAAAUACGGAUUUGCAU